Messenger RNA from Hevea brasiliensis (rubber tree), 1724 nucleotides. Its product is annotated as cyclin-dependent kinase B2-1. NCBI's taxonomy places the organism in Eukaryota, Viridiplantae, Streptophyta, Magnoliopsida, Malpighiales, Euphorbiaceae. The transcript is spliced from 8 exons. Gene Ontology annotation, molecular function: cyclin-dependent protein serine/threonine kinase activity; ATP binding; cyclin binding. Gene Ontology annotation, cellular component: nucleus; cyclin-dependent protein kinase holoenzyme complex; cytoplasm. The record is from RefSeq and is a predicted model, not a curated record. Gene Ontology annotation, biological process: G1/S transition of mitotic cell cycle; protein phosphorylation; regulation of G2/M transition of mitotic cell cycle. The coding region runs from base 519 to 1457 and encodes 312 amino acids.
AAAGCAUAAGAUGAAGGCUAAGGUUAAAGUUAGCUGCUUUGCUCUUACAUGAAUACUACCUCAAGUGUCUCAUUUGUCUCAUAAAGAAAGAAUGCUUGUGGAAUUCUGAGAGUAUGCUUGUUGUUGAGUAUUCAGAUGAAUAUGAGAACAUUGAUCCUUAGACGACAAAAUGCUCUUUGCUUCUUUCUUUUUUGCUACGAACAAUCAAUUUUUACCGUGUUGAAGCUUUUAUGAAAAGUUGAAAGCAAAAAGACAUUGGUCCUGAAUUGGACUUUCUGGGUCACCGGACUAAAUCGUUUAAGAGGCGCUCCUAUGGGUAUUUAUGGUAAUGAGAAAAAUAUGAGUUCAAAUUUCAAACAGGUUUUCCGUUGGCCAACGGGCAAGAAACAACCAACACGCGCGCCCCUCCUCCCCGGCACACAACAAACAGCAGUUUCCCAUAUGCACUCUGCAUCUAUUUCUUCGUUAUUCUAAUUUCUAAUAUCACUGUCGCUGAGAGCCACAGAGAGAGAGAGAGAAUGGAGAGACCAGCAACAACCGUGUCUGUUAUGGAGGCAUUUGAGAAACUAGAGAAGGUAGGAGAGGGAACUUACGGGAAGGUGUACAGGGCAAGAGAGAGGGCAACCGGUAAGAUCGUUGCCCUCAAGAAGACUCGUCUUCACGAAGAUGAUGAAGGAGUCCCUCCCACUACUCUCCGCGAGGUCUCCAUCUUGCGUAUGCUCUCUUGGGAUCCACAUGUUGUCAGAUUGAUGGAUGUCAAACAAGGCCUGAACAAAGCAGGGAAGACUGUACUCUACUUGGUUUUUGAGUACAUGGACACUGAUCUUAAGAAAUUUAUUCGAAGUUUCGGCAAAACUGGAGAGAAUAUUCCUGUGAAAAUUGUUAAGACCUUGAUGUAUCAACUGUGCAAGGGAGUUGCUUUCUGCCACGGGCAUGGAAUCUUACACAGGGAUCUUAAGCCUCACAACCUCUUGAUGGACAGAAAGACAAUGAUGCUUAAGAUUGCAGAUCUAGGGCUAGCUCGAUCAUUUACUCUUCCUAUCAAAAAGUAUACGCAUGAGAUAUUGACCUUGUGGUACCGAGCUCCUGAAGUUCUUUUAGGGGCUACCCAUUACUCAACUGCAGUGGAUAUGUGGUCUGUAGGUUGUAUAUUUGCUGAACUGGUUACAAAGCAAGCACUUUUCCCUGGGGAUUCAGAACUGCAACAGCUCCUGCAUAUUUUCAGAUUAUUAGGUACCCCAAACGAGGAGGUGUGGCCAGGGGUAAGCAACUUGGUCAACUGGCAUGAGUAUCCCCAGUGGAGUCCCCAUAGUAUGCCGUCAGCUGUUCCUAAUUUGGAGAAGGAUGGGUUGGAUCUAUUAGCGCAAAUGUUGCAGUACGAACCUUCAAAGCGUAUCUCAGCAAAGAAAGCUAUGGAGCAUCCUUACUUUGACGAUCUGAACAAGUCUAUUCUUUGAAGAAGCAUGACUGCAGUUGGAAUGCCAGGUGUGGGCAAUAUUUUUUCUGAUGUUUCAGCAGCAAUGGAAGUUCUCUAUGGAAAAUCUAUUUGCUUCCCUCGAGCAUACUAUAUCCUAUUGCUUGUAACGGUUGGACUAACUUAGCAAUUUAAUGAUAUAUCACUGUGUGCUAAUUCCUAAUCAAAACUCUCUUGUUGCACAUAUGAAUUGACGACUUGAUAUGUUACAGAAAAAUAAUUGUGUAUUUAACUUACUCUUUUCCUGUUA